GGCAGACAGACAGACAGGCAGACGGACAGGGCAACAGCAUGAUAUAUGUGUGUCAUUACAACACUACCACUACAGCAGUGUGUUUGUUUACAGCAGACAGACAGCACAGCAGCAUUUUGAUAUGCGUCAUUGCAACACUGUGGAGUAGUAGAGAGCUUCGACAGGCAUGUGUGUGUUUAGUGUGUUGUUAGAGGCCAUCAGUACAGGACCUUAUUUCUUGAAAGCAUCAUGGCUAACCAGUUAGCACCUUAGUAGGUUGCCUAUGGGAAAUUGCAUUGCUAACCAAGUAAGUUGCUAAUUUAGUUAGCAACUACGCCGUCUAGAAAUGCACCCCAGACCCAGGCAGGCAGACUGGUUGGUGAGCAGCAUGAGAGGGAUGGCUAUGGCAGGCAACAGUCCGAGACGUGUUUACACCUGACAAACCUGUCGCUGCCCUAAAAAUGGCAAAGUGCAACACCUACACCAACAUUGAAACUGAGAAAAAGGCCUUCAAAGUAUUGAUAUUGUAGUAACUGCACAUUUGACAUAGCAGCAUCUCUAAAAUGGGACACAUUUGGGCCAUACGGUUUUGCCACAAGACAAAGGAGGUGUUCUGAAGGGCAUUUUCAGCCUAAAUUUAAUUUUGUAUGUAGUUACUGUACUUUGACUUUGUAGGGUAGUGUGUGUCUUUGUGACAGACAGACAGACCUGCUACGUGGCAUGACAGACAGACAGACAGACAGGCCAAAGUGGUAUCAGCAGACAGACAGACAGACCUGUGUGUCUUAGUAGCAGACAGGCAGAUUGGUGUAACAGCAGCAGUAUGACUGAUGGUGAUAUGAUGUCUAUGUCAAUAUGGCAGACAGCCCGACAUGUGUACAGGUAUCUGGACAUGCUGUCGUUAUGACCGACAGACAGACACAGAUAAAUAGGUGUCAUCGGUGCAGAGAGACAGACGGGUAUGCUAACGAGUAGCUAACGCUAGUGUUGGCUAUCUGGUCUGAGAGAGGGUGGGGGGGGUGGUGGUGGUGAGCGUGAGCCUCCUAGCCCAGUGAACAGGGGUGAGGUGUGUGUGUGUGUGUCCGGCCUCCUAGCCCAGUAGACUUGGGCGAGGUGUGUGUGUGUGUGUGUGUGUGUCCUCCUGCCCCUGUUGGCAGGCCACUGUGAGCAGGCUGGACUCUGACGUAGGCGAGAGGAGAGGAGAGGAGGGUUACUGCCCUGUGUGUGUGUGUGUGUGCUGGGCCGGCCCCCCGAAAGCUUUUCAUAAAGCUGCUUGGGGCUCGCCAGCUGGACUCAUUAGCUCCCGCAGUUUAGACGGGGCAAGGACGCGCUCACACACUCACACAAACAUACACACACACACUGGCAGGUAGCAGCAGCAGCAGCAGGGCUCAGGCUCAGGCUUUCCUCUCCUCACACACACACUCACUCACACACACACACACUGUUGGCGUCAGAGAAGGGCUCAGUGGAUAUAUCGGGACACCUGAACACCUGUCGCUGUCUUGGAGCACUGCUUACGCCUCUCCUCACACACACAUACACUCACACACACACACACCCACACACACCUCUGUCGCUGUUUUGGAGCACUCCUCCUUUUCUCUCCUCUCCUCUCGGCUGCAACAUCCUCCUGCUCCUGCGUCGAUGACCAGUCUCUCUGGCUGGCUCCUUGUUGGUGUUUCACCGUUGUCUCUGGAGCUCCUGCUUUCUGGGAGUUUUCAUUUUCCAGUGUGGUGACUCUUUUUUUUUGUCGGACUGCUGCUGAUCUGUCUCUGACUGGCUGGUUUGGUGACUUCUGUCUCCGCCACCUCCACCUGCCUUUGUUUGCGUUUUUCCUCUGUGAAGUUUUCUGGAAGUUUCACUGCGUUUUUCCAUCAGUGUGGUGACUCUGUUGUUUAAACGUUGACGUUGUUUGUUUCGAUUUUGCGUGUGGAGAGGUUUUUUUUUCCUCUCUUCUUUUUUUUCUUUUUGCAGUUAUUGUGGGUUUUUCUUCCCAGUUUGGAGAAGUUUUGGAAUAGCUUCAGUUUUGUUUUGUUUCUCUUUCGGUCGCUCUGCGUUUUUUUUUGUUUUGUUUUAUCGGUGGACGCGGAUGCUCCGUGUGUGUCCCUGCAUUAGUGUGUGUGUGUGUGUGUAUCGACCCGGCCCGACUGGACCCCUUGAUCUCAUCUGAAUGCCCCUGUUCUUCCUUCCCUCCCCCGCCCCUGCCCCCGGUCUCGGCCCGGUUUUGGUAUCGCCUCGGCCCACCUCCGGCCCGAUUCCGGCUGCAGCGAGACAUGGGGACGGGCUCUACGACAGCUACAUGCGAACGGACCACCUAGGACACGGACACACACACGGACACGGACACGCCCUGCGCAGCCCGCCCGACGGACACACACACGCCCAGAGCCCCGCUCAGCAGCAGCUGCCCCCGCUCCCCAAACACUCGUCUGUGAAUAAGGCCGUCAUGAAGGACCUCCCGGGUGUGCGUGCGGGCCAGAUGAAGGUCAAGUACCUCUACGAGGACGCCUACAACCGCAAGCUCAACGGCAUCCAUGGCAACGGCGUGGCGCACCUCAACGGCACCGCCGCCAGCCACGGCAACGCCAACAGCGUUCACGGCAACGGCGUGGUGCAUGGCAACGGCGUGGUGCAUGGCAACGGCGUGGUGCAUAGCAACGGCGUGGUGAAGAGUCAGCCGUCCCUGGUGAAGGAGCGCAGCGUGGACAGCAGCAGCUCCGCCAAGUCCACCGACACCAGCGUCGCCAAGGCAACGCCAGUCAAGCCCCUGGGCAACGCCGCCGCCCUCAGCCCCGAGCAGGCGCUCAAGCAGUACAGGCAGCAGCUGAACUCACUGGAGGUCACAGAGAUACAGAGUUACCCCGACGUUUACUUCGUGGGUCCGAACGCCAAGAAGAUUGCGUCGGUUGCUGGGGGCAGCAACAACAGCGGCUAUGACGAUGACCAGGGGGGCUACAUCCACGUGCCGCACGACCACCUGGCGUACAGAUACGAGUUCCUCAAGGUCAUCGGGAAGGGCAGCUUCGGACAGGUCGCCAAGGUGUACGACCAUAAGACCCACACCCACCUGGCGUUGAAGAUGGUUCGUAAUGAGAAGCGUUUCCACCGACAGGCGGCGGAGGAGAUCCGCAUUCUAGAACACCUGCGCAAGCAGGACAAGACGGGGGGGCUGAACGUGGUGCACAUGCUCGAACACUUCACUUUCCGGAACCACAUCUGCAUGACCUUUGAACUCCUGAGCAUGAACCUUUACGAACUCAUCAAGAGGAACAAGUUCCAGGGCUUCAGCUUGCCGCUGGUGCGUAAGUUUGCCCACUCCAUUCUGCAGUGUCUGGAGGCGCUGCAUCGCAACAAGAUCAUCCACUGCGACCUCAAACCUGAGAAUAUACUGCUCAAACAACAAGGACGCAGCGGCAUCAAGGUGAUUGAUUUUGGCUCCAGCUGUUUUGACCACCAGCGCGUCUACACGUACAUCCAGUCUCGUUUCUACCGCGCGCCGGAGGUCAUCCUGGGCUCUCGCUACGGAAUGCCCAUCGACAUGUGGAGCUUCGGGUGCAUACUGGCGGAACUGCUGACCGGAUACCCGCUCUUCCCCGGCGAGGACGAGGGGGACCAACUGGCAUGCAUGAUGGAGGUUCUGGGCAUGCCCCCAUCGCGCCUCCUGGAGCAGAGCAAGCGCGCUAAGAACUUCAUCAACUCCAAGGGCCACCCGCGCUACUGCUCGGCCAGCACGCUCUCCACAGGCGCCGUGGUGCUCCAGGGUUCGCGCUCGCGCCGCGGCAAGAUGCGCGGCCCCCCGGGCAGCCGCGACUGGCCCACGGCCCUCAAGGGCCACGCGGACGACGCCGCCUUCCUGGACUUCCUGCGCAAGUGUCUGGACUGGGACCCGGCCACGCGCAUGACGCCCGUGCAGGCCAUGCGGCACCCCUGGCUCUACAAGCGGCUCCCGCGCCCCGCACCCGGCAACGCCGUCUCCGCCGCCGCCGAGAAGCAACAAGGCGGAGGGGUGUCGGUGUCCGCCACGCAGACCGGAGGAGGAAGCGGAGGCGGCGGAGUCGUCACGGCGCCCAAGAGGGUCGGGGAACACCACAGCACCUCCUUCCCCAGCAUUGUCUCCAAGGCGACGGCUGACAACAUGGCGGGAGGGGGCGGAGCCGGGGCUGGCGGGAUUCCGGCCGCCACCAAUAAACUGAGGACCAACAUGAUGGGGGACAGCGGAGGAAGCAUCCCCCUACGCACCGUGCUCCCCAAGCUGGUCUCCUAGCGGGGUAGUUAACCCUCCUUACCCCCCCCUCCCUCCCCCAUAACCCCUUAGCCCCCUCCACUCCACUCUGCUCCUCUCCACUACGCACCGUGCUGCCCAAACUGCCCCCCCCCCCCCCCCCCACCUCCAUUACCCAUGCUCCCCAAACUUUGAGCCCCACCCCACCUCGAGCUACUCAAACUAGUGUCCUUACCCCGCCCCUUACCCCCUACCCCUUUGGUGCCCUGCAGCACCCCCCAAAUUAUGGAAUAGUACCUCUCUGCACAGUGACAUCCCCCCCGCCCCAAGAUGAUGUUUAAAGGGGUCCCCCCUCCCUCCCCGAUCUCCACUCCUUCAGGGAAGCUGACUUGAUGAUUUCUAGUCUUCUUGGGUUCUAGACCGACACCUCUUUUCUUCUUACAUUUUUUUUGCUUUUAUUUGCUUUUUAAAUGGAAAUGAGUGCCAGACACACACUCUGGACAGUUUUAAGACAGAAAAAAAAGACUUUAAAAUGUGAGUUGAGAGAGAGAAAAAACAAGCAACUUUAAAAGAUUCAAAAAAUAAUCACAUGGACACGAUUAAACAAAAAAAAGAAAAACACAAGUUUUGUAUUAAGUUUCAACAAUGCUGUGGUUUGUGUUGAUAAAAAACUGCCUUUAUGAAGGUAAUGUAUUGUAUUGUAUGUAUGUAAAUUGAGUCACUAGUGACUUUAGUGAGUUUGUUUUUCACUUUUCUGCAUCUGCCGGUGCAAUGCAAUGCUGAUCUUGGGGUGCAUUCCGUUAUCCACACUCCCGUCCUCCACCUGUUGGUUUGUGGCCUGCGCCUCGCUGACGCCCCCUCCUCCGUGGAGAAAACUAUUCUGACCCACUCUGCCUGAAAUGAGUCGCAAGUCGCCAUUUUCUAUUUUUAGCUACAGGCCGAUAACUGAGGAAAUUGGAGGCAAAAAAAAAAGUUUGUUUUUUUGCCCAUUUCAAAGAAAUUAUAUUCAAAAAUACUUUCCCAAAGUUUCAUAAUCCACAUCAUUUGGUAAAGUCCCAAAAAUGGCGUUUUAAUACGUUUUUUGAGAUUGAAUUGAUCUGUCUGUUGUCUCGUGACGUCAUGGCGAGGCCUCGAGCACAGGGGAGGACGGAAGUCAGGACAUUGGAAAGUACCCCAAUGAUGUGGAGGUGAUAUGUCUGAACCUCAACUCUGUGAAGCUGUGUGUGUGUGUGUGUAUGUGUGUAUGUGUGUGUGUGCGCAUGUGUAUCUGUGUGUGUGUGUGUGUUUCUCCUGCACACACAGGACUUUACACUCGUCUCUACUUGACUCCCUCCCUUCCUCCCUCACUCACUCACUCACUCACUCGUUCACUCACUCACUCGUUUUUGACACUUUUUACACACCUCCAUCAUCACACCCCCCACCUCUUUUCUAAGAAGCUGUUUACACGUAUGUGGAUAUUUUUGAGCCUCUCAUUUACACGUUAGCUGAGUUUUUUUAGAUUGCAUGUCUCAAAACUCUGGUUUUUAAAUAAUUAUUCCCUUUAGGGGCCUAAAACGAACGCACCGGUCACAAUGGAGUUUUUACUUGUAAUUCUCGUUCUGGUUAUACAUCAAUGGCUUAAAAAUGUCUUUAAAAAUAUUUGCAUACGUGUGACCAGCACCCUAAGGGCUACUGUGUUCCCUGUGGAUUGGAAGCUCUCUCUCUCUUUCUCUCUCGCUCUCUCUCUCUCGCUCUCUCUCUCCACCUCUCUUCUAAAGGGCUUCUAUGUCCGUAGUGGAUUUGAAGGGCUAGGCUCAGACUGUUUCAAUUAGAAGCUCGCUGUGACUUUCAGCACUCUUGUGAGUUUCUGCAUCUGUGUAUUAGUGUCAAAGAAUCGUCUAGUGGAGAAAGAUCAUUCAAACUCCGCCCACCCAAUGCAAAGGAGUGUGCUCAAGUCUCCUAAGGGGGCGUUGUCACCUCCUUCUUCUUCUCUUUCUGUGGUGUUUGGUGGCGGCUUGCACAAGAUGUGCACUACCGCCAUCUACAGCGCCAACCUAAGGUCUCCAAAGGUCUCCUAACCGAAGGUCUCCUAAAGAGCUCUUCACCUGACACCACAUGGAUACAGGAAAUGCACGGGCUUGAAGUAUCUUACUCUUCUAGACGAUUCUUUGCUAGCAUUCUUAAAGGGCUAGCUGUGUUGUUGUUUUUUAAUUUUAAUUUUCUAUUUGUAUUAACGUGACGCCCUAGGGCCCAAGCAAGGAUCCGAAGCCAAUGAUGAUGAUGUUGAUGACGUGUGUAUGUGUGUGUGUUAGUUCCUCUUCACCUGUCUACCUACCUACCUACCCUCUGCCUACCUACCCUCCUGUCGGGAUGGAUUUGUGGUUUUGUAACAUGAUUUGAAUGCUAAAAAAAGUAAAACUUCAAAAUUUUG
Messenger RNA from Engraulis encrasicolus (European anchovy), 6617 nucleotides. RefSeq names its product dual specificity tyrosine phosphorylation regulated kinase 3 (gene dyrk3). Bases 2153 to 4246 code for a protein of 697 amino acids. Gene Ontology annotation, biological process: cytoplasmic stress granule disassembly; positive regulation of cell cycle G2/M phase transition; peptidyl-serine phosphorylation. The record is from RefSeq and is a predicted model, not a curated record. Lineage: Eukaryota; Metazoa; Chordata; Actinopteri; Clupeiformes; Engraulidae. Gene Ontology annotation, molecular function: protein serine/threonine kinase activity; protein serine/threonine/tyrosine kinase activity; ATP binding. Gene Ontology annotation, cellular component: cytoskeleton; cytoplasm; nucleus. The transcript is spliced from 7 exons.